Hyalella azteca is the source of this 1836-nucleotide messenger RNA. RefSeq lists its product as uncharacterized. The record is from RefSeq and is a predicted model, not a curated record. The transcript is spliced from 8 exons. Lineage: Eukaryota; Metazoa; Arthropoda; Malacostraca; Amphipoda; Hyalellidae.
AUGGGACGCAUAACUUCUGCUACCAAGUAUUGGCAUAUCUUGGGCAACUUGCCCGAGGACGUGCUCAACAAUCUCCGCGAAGCAGCAGCCAUUGGGGUUCCUUGCGACAAUAUACUGGAAAUAAGAAAUCACGCUUUUCAAUUACCUGAUGUGAUUAUUUUAAGUGGAGAAGGAGGUAAAGGAAAAACUUCUCUGAUGAAGUACAUUUUGGAAGAGUACUUGAAGGGACCAGGAUGUGCGGUGCAGAAACUCGCUGAAUAUGAGAUGAUGUUGCACGUAGAAGCGAGAAAUGAUCAAAUAAAAUCAUUUAAAGACCUUCUCAGGUGUAUCAUACCAGCCAAUAACGCCAAUAUACCAGAAUCGAAAUGCAGGGAAAGGGUUCACAAACUAUUUCUGAUUGAUGGUUUUGACUAACAUAAUCCUACAUCACGGAAUUUGGUGAAGGAACUUCUAAAUCUUCCCGGCAGCAACCGCUACAUCAUUACCACCAGACCUACGUCGGUCGAAGACGCCAACAUGGUUCUUCCGGACUCAAAAUCCGAAUUAAACUUGCAGCUGCAAGGAUUCCCGGGAGAUCAGCACGAAAACUUUGUGCUCAAAUUGCUCAGAUCUCUUAUGAAUGACGAAGAUAAAAUCCUCCAUUCGACUAAAGAGCUGAUGAAAUGUUUGCGACGCCUGAAGCAAACACUUGGAGAACAGCUCAAUACACCGCUCAAUCUCGCACUCAUAGUGCUGCUCCACGUUGUUUCUCCAGAAACUGUGAGCAACCUCACCAGCUCUUCGGACCUUUACUCAGAGCUCAGGUCGAUGAUGACCGACAAAUUGGCCUUUCGUUUAGUCAAUUUCACUGAUCUCACCGAGUCUGCUGCGAAAAAGAAUUGCAAACGUUUUUUUAAUUUCUUCGACCAAGUAUCAUUCAGAUCAUUCUGUCGAAAAGAGUAUAAAUUGAAGGACAACACAACGGAGAAGUUUGUGAAUGUUUGCGGAGAACUUGAUUUACCUGAUGAUCUUGUGCUGUCCUCAUACCUUAACACGAAAAGAUCUCUUCGUGGCAUUGGCUCGAUUAAAGUUUACACUUACCAGCAUCUCAUGAUGCGGGAGUUCGCUGCUGGAUGUCAUUUAGCUAGGAAAGUCAUUCAGUUUGUGAAGGACUUAGAAUUUCCUGACGAUGCAAUCAAAGUGCAUGUGCUGCAAACAAUCUCGAAGCAAACAGUGGAGAAGCUGUCCCUGGUUUUCAGACACAUGUAUCACGAUGGAAAUCCCGGCGAUUGCGCAUCUUUUCUUGCCCCACUGAGAGACAGUACUUCGUGCGAUCUCGCCGAAUUCUGGGGAUCUCUCAGUAACGACGGUCUUGAUAUGCUACCGGAAUGCUUGGGCGUCUUGAACUUGAGAUUACCUCCCGAACAAAUCGGUUACCUCAACAAAUCUCUCGAGCGACUGAAUCUCUGUAGUUUAGAUACGGUGGUGAAUCUCAGCCACCGGCCUGAUCCCUGCACAAUCGAGGCCGUUCAGUUCGAAGGGUCGCGGCUUGUGCUCGUCGUUUCGGCCGUGCUGCACGACUGUGCCAGUGACAUCGAGUGGGCUCUAGAUGCCCUCGAAAACUUGUGUCCCCAGGAUCGCUACAAACAAGUCACAAUAUUUGGUUUCUGGGAGACCAAACUUACUUAUGCUGGGGCCGUACUGCUACUGGAGGGUCUUCACAGGCGCGGGUUCGUUGCUUUCGAUUUCGUGGUCAUCAGAUCGACCGAACUAAUCAAACAGACUCAGCAGGAAGAGCUCACCGAGAUGGCGCUUGCGCUCGAACAGAAGAAGUUUUUGAUCAUCAAGGACCCGUGA